AUGUCAACCCUUCAUAGUAACAUUCGCGUUUUCAUACAGUGGAAAGACCAAACUGUAUUCGCUGGCGAAGAUAUAGAGUGUCAAAUCACUUUCAAAAAUGUCGCGACAUCACCAGCGUCAUCAAAAUCAUCAUUACAUCCACCCGGACCCAAUGGGUCGCUACAAUCACCCGAAAGACACAGGAGACCUCCGUCACAGAUCAAAAAUUCAGCCCUGAGCCCGCGGUCUGGAGUCCCAAGCAGAGAUGGUCAUCGAUCAUCUCUUUCUAUGACAAUACCACCCGAAUCAGUACAUUCAAAACAAUCAGAACAAUGGAGUCAUGGAACAUCGAGGCCCGGAAGAGGAGGGGAAGGUCACAAGCGGUCCGUGUCUAUCAUAUCAAUGGGAGCUAGCGAAAGUGAUAUUGAUGAAGUCGCCAGCCAUGGAAGCUUGAAUGAAAGGCUUGGUAGAGGUGCCAGAGGUCAUGGUCGGUCUGCAAGCUUGCAAAUAAUUCCGCGAAGGAACGGAGUUAAUGGAGGGCCCAUGACAGCACCACUUAAUUCUCGUAUACCGCCUCACCCUUCGCCGUUAAUGGGCUCCUCUUUCCCACCGAAUUCAUCUGUACCGAAUUCUCCGCGGCGAAAUACAGGUACAAGCAAUCUGCCAACAACAUCAGGGCUUGGGUCACAUCUAGCAAGGAGGAAAGACUCCACUCCACUUGCUCCAGCCUUUAAAUUUCCAGCAACCGCUUCACCUUCGAUAGAAAGUCGACGCAAUUCACGCAUUGAAGAUGAUAACGCAAGUCACAAAUCUCAUGAUAGCCGGCUGCUCUCGCCCAGAUCUAGAGAUACUGUCCUAAGUAUUCCCGACCAAAUAACACCUGCACCUAUUGCAAGAAUACUCUCACCAUCAAGCAUGGGUGGGACACCACGAAGUAGCGGGGAAUUUUACACUCUAAGCAACAAUUCGACGGAGACCCUUGCUUCAGAAUAUUUACCACAACCAUCAAAUCGGAUGCCACCUUAUAGUGGGCACCAUAUAAAACGAUCUUCAAAUUUAGCUUCCAGUAGCAGUCAUAGGGCACCAGAAACGCUCAUGAUGGGCUAUGCUCAAAUCCAUGGUUCUUUCAUGCUGGAUCCAUCCUUAAUAAGUCAAGCGCCAUUCGAAGAAGUGAAACGAAAAGGUGCAGUCGGUGGGCAAGGUGGUGGUGUGAUUGGAGUCGAAACGAACAAAAGGGACAGUAGUCUUUUGCGAACAUUUGGUUGGGGGAGCAUAGGCGAAUCAAUAGGUGGUCUAUUAGGAGGCGGCGAGUUAAGUAGCAUGAAAGAUAUGCGGGGCAUGGUAAAUUCUCGUUCCAUACCUUUACUGUCAACUCCUCAAUCUAUUUUGUUUGUGGACUUGAAAUUGGCUCCUGGGGAAAGUCGCAGCUACAAGUACUCUUUCAAAUUACCUAGAGGACUACCCCCCAGCCAUCGAGGGAAGGCUAUAAAGAUAUCCUAUAAAUUAGUUAUCGGCACACAAAGACCGGGAGGUGCCAAGGAGCAACAAGUCAAGUCGGUUGAGAUACCAUUUCGACUCUUGGGCAGCGUGAAUUCUCACGGAGAGCUUCUCGGUCAUGAUCUUAUGUUACCAUAUAUACUACUUCGAGAUCAAGCUCGAAUUCAAACUAUUAACACGCAGUCCGAUGAAAGCUUGAGUUCUUCACUUAAGAAGCUUUCAGUCAGUACACACAAAACGCAAAGACCCAACUCGAAUUUGGGCGAGUUCCUUGCAUACGUUGAUGAAUUAAUCACGAGACCACGAAGGAACUCUAGCUUUGGUUUGUUAUCGCCCACAGAGACUAUAGGAUCUAGACGCCAAUCUAUCAGCGAGGAACCUGCAACGGCAAAAGAAGCAAUUGAUAUGGCCAUCCUUCGCAGCAAUAUCGCCACAGAAUCUCAACAAAGUGCAAAUAGAUUUGAAAUUGCUCGUGGUGGAAAGAGAGUUGCGGUAGUCAUGCUAGCUAGGCCGGCAUAUCGCUUAGGCGAAACCGUCACUGCAGCUAUCGAAUUUACCGAUGCUGGAAUUCCUUGCUAUGCAAUACACUGCGCUUUGGAGACAUCCGAAAAAGUCGACAACUCCAUCGCGCUACGUUCUGAAGCAAGCAUAUUUCGCGUUACUCGUCGGGUUCACGUUUCGCACUCUGAAUCUACACUUUUUGCUCGCCGCAUAGUCUUUUCUCCUACUAUCCCCGUCACCGCAACCCCUGAAUUCAUCACUAGUGGAGUAUCACUUGAUUGGCGUAUUCGCAUUGAGUUCGUUACCCCUAGACUGACCACUGUGGAUAAUGAGGUUAUUGAUUUAUCCCCUGAAUUGUUGGAAGAAUAUACGAAUGAUGAAAGGGGGGUCGUCUAUGCAGCAGUCCAAGGGCUCGAAUGUGAAAGUUUUGAAGUUGCUGUUCCUAUUAGAGUAUACGGUGCCUUAGCUGGCACCACAGAAAAAGAAGAGAGCGAAGGAAUGGGUCUCGUUGUAUAA
Molecule: messenger RNA, 2493 nt
Organism: Botrytis byssoidea
Lineage: Eukaryota; Fungi; Ascomycota; Leotiomycetes; Helotiales; Sclerotiniaceae
Exons: 2
Coding region: 1-2493 (830 amino acids)
Biological process (GO): retrograde transport, endosome to Golgi
Cellular component (GO): Ric1-Rgp1 guanyl-nucleotide exchange factor complex; Golgi membrane
Source: RefSeq, a predicted model, not a curated record